Messenger RNA from Corythoichthys intestinalis (scribbled pipefish), 1550 nucleotides. RefSeq names its product ankyrin repeat and SOCS box containing 1 (gene asb1). The record is from RefSeq and is a predicted model, not a curated record. The transcript is spliced from 5 exons. Gene Ontology annotation, biological process: protein ubiquitination; intracellular signal transduction. Gene Ontology annotation, molecular function: protein binding. Lineage: Eukaryota; Metazoa; Chordata; Actinopteri; Syngnathiformes; Syngnathidae. The coding region runs from base 144 to 1196 and encodes 350 amino acids. Gene Ontology annotation, cellular component: ubiquitin ligase complex.
CCAGCUCAUCUCUAUCCGGAAGUAACGUUGGGAGCUCAUCUGACGCGCGUCCGCAUCGUCAACUUUGUUUAGUUUCAUACCUCUCGCCUCGUUGCUCGGCUCCCCGUUUUGACCAAAAGACCCAUACGCCCGAAUCACGAAGCAUGGCCGAGGGUCCCGAGGCCGAAGUGGAUGAGCCACCUCGAUGUCAUUUGCCGCCACUCAUCACAGUUUCGGAUCUGCCCGGUGCUACGGAGGCAGGUCGCAACCUGAAGGAAUGGCUUGAGGAACAGUUUUGCGACAAGCCUCUGGAGCAGGACGACAUGCGGCUCCACAACGCCGCCUACGUAGGCGAUCUGGACACACUAAAGAACCUGCUGGAGGAGGAGGCCUUCCGACAGCGCAUCAAUGAAAAAUCAGUGUGGUGUUGCGGCUGCUUACCGUGCACUCCCCUGCGCAUCGCGGCCACAACGGGGCACGCCGCCUGCGUGGCUUACCUGAUUGCCCAAGGUGCUGAGGUGGACUCUGUGGACGUCAAAGGCCAGACAGCAUUGUAUGUGGCUGUGGUGAACGGUCACCGCGAUUGUGUGCGCGUCCUCCUGGAGGCCGGGGCCGACCCCAAUGGGAGCCGUCACCACCGCAGCACGCCGCUCUACCAUGCCGCGCGUGUUGGGAGCGUCAACGUGUUGCAAGAACUCAUCAGUUUUAAUGCAGAUGUGGACAUGGACCACUUGCUGCGCCCCCGGCUGCUGUUGAGCGCCCGCACCCUCAACACCUUGGUGGUUUGCCCCCUGUACAUCAGCGCCGCCUACCACCACCUCCACUGUUUCCGGGCACUGCUGGAGGCCGGCGCACAGCCCGACUUUAAUUACUCUGGGCCUGUUUGCCACGAUGCCCUGAGGCGUGGCCUAGCCUCGUGCAUGUUGGAUGCCGUGUUGAAACAUGGAUGCGAGGCGGCCUUCGUGCAGCUACUGCUGGACCACGGGGCCCGAACAGAGUACGUGGCCUUUGAUGAGUCGCGUCUGGACGAUCCUAAUCGCAGGAGGGUGGAUCCGGAAGCCCUCAGAACUUUCUUGGAAGCCAGGAGAUGCCCUCGCAGGUUGACCCACGUGUGUCGCGUGGCCAUCCGCAGAGUGAUGGGCAAGAAGCGUCUGCACCAUAUACAGGCACUGCCGCUUCCCGAAGCCAUCAAGAACUUCCUGCUUCAUCGGAACUGACAAAACAGGAAAAUAAUGCCUCUGCUGGACACAGUAUAACUGACUGCAUAUUUUUACUGUAUGUACUGUCUAUUUAUUUAGUAUGACUCAUGGUUGUAUGUACAUGCUAUACAAUUGAACUAAACAGCUGUAGUGCAAUUAUUGUAAGAGGAAAUGAUAUCUGAACAGGGACAGGUGGCUAUGAAGAUGCUCAAUGCAAAGUAAGUACUAUGCUAAAAGAACAUUUAUCCUUAAUGAUGCACAAAACUGCCUGAUACUUGGUGUGUUUACUGAAUGGCUGCCGCACAAACAUUUCUUUAUAUAUUGCCUUGUAUGUAUCAUUUAUUUAUAUUCAGUAAAACUCUUAUAACGUAA